This is a messenger RNA of Mangifera indica (mango), 857 nucleotides long. RefSeq names its product zinc finger protein ZAT4-like. Gene Ontology annotation, biological process: regulation of DNA-templated transcription. The transcript has a single exon. The record is from RefSeq and is a predicted model, not a curated record. The coding region runs from base 1 to 807 and encodes 268 amino acids. Lineage: Eukaryota; Viridiplantae; Streptophyta; Magnoliopsida; Sapindales; Anacardiaceae.
AUGGACACACAGAGGAUUUGCAAGAUCUGCAACAGAAGUUUUGCUAAUGGCAAAGCCAUGGGAGGUCAUAUGAGAUCUCAUUUAGCCAAACUUCCUAUUCCUUCAAAACCUAAGCCUUCUCCUGUUUUUACUCUCAAGUCUUCAUCUUCAUCUUCUUCCUUGAGUAAUCACUCAUUCAAAGAUCACAUACAACCCUAUCGAUCUGUCAACCAUGAUCUCUCCGAUGUUGAAGGUGAGGCUGAGUCAUCCAGAAACUUAACAAAGAGAAGAUCUAAACGGCGUCGAAACCCAUCUGAGGCUGACCCAGAAUCGGUAAGUUCAAUUACUGACAAUUUUCCUGUUGAAGAAAUUGCAAUGUGUCUUUUAACGCUUUCAAGAGAUAAGUGGCCAGAAGAAGACAAAGUAAAACUGAAUCAUCAUAAAUACAUAGGCGAUGAUGAAAGUGACAGUACGACUACGAGUAAAAUAUUCAAGUGUAAAACAUGCAAGAAAGGGUUUCGAUCUCAUCAAGCAUUAGGAGGACAUAUAGCAAGUUACAAGAAGAUCAAAAUUAAUCUUAAGGGUUCGCAUGAAGAUGUUACAGAUUUAGAUCCAAGAGUUUUCAAGUGCCCCAUUUGUGAUAAAGUUUUUGAGUCUGGCCAAGCCCUGGGUGGGCACAAGAAAGUUCACUUCACUAACUCAAGUGUUUCAUAUAAGGAUUCUUCUUCUUCUAAAUCUGGUGAAAAAUUUUUAGAUCUUAAUUUACCUGCACCAGAAGAUGAUACUGAAGUAAGCCAAGUUUUGUUUGAUUAUUCAAACAAAUUUUAGGGUUUAUAAAUUUGCAUGUACUAAGUUCUUGUUGCAACUUUGAUGAGCAG